Molecule: messenger RNA, 3763 nt
Organism: Podarcis muralis (Common wall lizard)
Lineage: Eukaryota; Metazoa; Chordata; Lepidosauria; Squamata; Lacertidae
Source: RefSeq, a predicted model, not a curated record
CAGCCAGUUGGGCGGGGUAUAAAUAAAAUUAUUAUUAUUAUUAUUAUUAUUAUUAUUAUUGGCAAUAUGGAGGGGGGUAGCCAACAAAGGCCUUCUGCUGGCACAAAUCCUCUUGGCUGUGCAAUGGGAAUUCCCCCACCUCUUCUGCCUGCACCCCUAAAUCUAUUCCUAGGGGUCCUCCAAACAUCUAAAGCAGAUUUGAGGCAGGUGGAGAGGGCAGAGAAAACCUGUUUGCUGUUCCUUUUCUGCUGUUAGUUCCACCAUAUUGCCUAAUGUCCAGACUCUUUCUUUGCAGGUGGUUGCUAUCAACAACGAGACCUUAAAUCUACGGAGCCUUGUGGGAGAUUGCUGAAAUAUUCCCGAGAGAGGGAAUCUCCGAGUUCCCAAUCCCUGUCACAAGGAGGAGAAACAACCAGUGGAGAAGUCGGGCGAAACAGCCCCGUUCAAAGGGAGCAUCAGCGCUGCAAAAUGUCACCCGGUCGACAUGGGAGAAAGGAAGGAUUCCUGUCCCAAGUGUGGGAAAAGCUUCUGUCACAAAUCAGCACUCACUGCACACCUGAGAAUCCACACAGGAGAGAAGCCGUACCAGUGCCACGAUUGUGGGAAAAGCUUCAAUCAGAGCUCAGCCCUGACUCAGCAUCAGAGGAUCCACACUGGGGAGAAACCCUACGCCUGCCUCAGCUGUGAGAAAAGAUUCAGUCAGAGCUCAGCCCUCACUCAACAUCAGAGAAUCCACACCGGGGAGAGGGCUUACGCGUGCCUUGAUUGUGGGAAAAGCUUCGUUUACCAGUCGGCCCUCAUACGGCAUCGUAGAAUCCACACUGGAGAAAAAUGCUACAAGUGCCCUGACUGUGGGAAAGGCUUCAACCAAAGCUCUAACCUUAUUACACAUCAGAAAAUUCAUAAUGGGAUACCUUGCAGGAGCAAGAAGAAGACGCCUGAGCAGCAAGUUUGUGAGCCAUUAGAACCACCUGGAAUACAACGAGUUUCCCCUCACAAUCCUCAAGUGGAAAAAGAGAUUCGGAACCAGGGAAGUUUGCAGAGAAACCCCUCAGAGCAGGCCCAGGAUCAAGUCGUUUCUAGAACAGGUAGUUUCAUAUCUCAGAAAGAUGUCACGAUAAAGACAAGGCCCGCUAGGGUUAAGAGGCCACUCGUAUGUCACGACUGUGGAAAGAACUUCAAGUACAGUUCCCAUCUGGUUAACCACCUGAGAAUACACACAGGAGAGAAACCUUACGUCUGCCCAGACUGCGGGAACAGGUUCAUUCAGAACUCAGCCCUUAAGAGGCACCAAAGGAGCCACAGAGGCGACAGGCCCUAUGGAUGUUCCGACUGUGGGAAAACCUUUAGCCGGAACUCUCACCUGGCGAAACAUCGAGUGAUUCACACGGGAGAAAAACCUUACGAGUGCCUUGACUGCGGGAAGAAAUUCAGUGUCAAAAUGAACCUAGUGAUUCACCAACGGAUUCACACGGGAGAGAAGCCAUAUAUGUGCUUGGAGUGCGGGAAACGCUUCAGCCAGCGACCCCACUUUAUGAUCCACCAGAGAAUCCACACGGGAGAGAAACCUUACCAGUGCCCCGAAUGCGGGAAAAGCUUUCGCGUGAGUUCGCACCUUGUCGCACAUCAGAGGAUUCACGCGGGGAAGACGUCGUUCAUAUGUCCGGACUGCGGGAAAAACUUCAGUGGUAGCAAGCAGUUUAUUCACCAUAAGAUGUCCCAUCUCAUUGGAGAAAGCUAUCAGCUGCCCAUUGCAGCUGUGACCAUUAAGAGUGACCCAUUUGCCCCCGGUUCUGUAGGUCAGGAAGGCAGUGGCUACAGUCCUGGAGCGAAUCAGCAGCCCCCGCCACCCAUCACGCCCUUUCUGUAUUGCUCUCUGCCGCCACUAUAUUUUGAAGAAGCCGGAUGUCAGAAACAGGCGCCGCCAUGGAAGCAGGUGAGUGACGAGGUGCGAGUUCGUGUUGAAUUUCUUGCCGCAGUCGUUGCACUUGUAGGGUUUUUCUCCCGUGUGGAUUCUCUGGUGGAUAAUGAGGUCUGCGCUCCGGCAGAAGUUUUUGCCGCACUCCAGGCAAAGUGCCUGCAGCAUCACAUGGGAGAGAAAUUAUUUCAAUGCCCCAAUUUUGGGGAAAGCUUCCUGGGCCGCUCAGAUCCUUUCGAACAUCAAGCCGAACUGUACAGAUGCCUGGAGUGUGGGAAAUGUUUCACUCACAGCAAGAACCUCAGCACUCAUCAGAGAAUCCACACUGGAGAAAAGCCGUACAAGUGCCCCGAAUGUGGGAAAAGGUACGGUGCCAGCUCCACUCUGAGCCGACACAGAAAAAUCCACAUGGAAGAAAAGCCCUACAAAUGCCCCGUGUGCGAGAAGAGUUUCAGUUACAAAGCAGACCUCAUUAAACACCACCGGGUUCACACCGGGGAGAAACCUUACGUCUGCGGCGAGUGUGGGAAAAGCUUCAGUCAGAGCUCAAACUUCGUGACGCAUCAGAGAAGCCACACGGGAGAGAAACCUUACGAAUGCCCCGACUGUGGGAAAAGUUUCACUGUGAGUUCGAGCCUUAUUGAACAUCAGAGAGUCCACACGUCCGAGAAGCCCUUUUUGUGCGCGGAAUGCGGGAAAAGCUUCAACCGGAGCUCCCAUCUCAACGUGCACCGGAGAAUUCACACAGGAGAGAGGCCCUUCCAGUGCCCCGAUUGUGGGAAAGGCUUUACUAUCCUUUCCACCCUUAGUAAACACCAGAGAAUCCACACGGGAGAAAAACCGUAUAAAUGUCCCGACUGUGAGCGGAGCUUUAGGGUGAGCUCAAUUCUUACGCAGCAUAUUAGAACCCACACGGGAGAGAAACCGUAUGUUUGCCCCGACUGUGGGAGAAGCUUCAGCCAAAAAUCGCCCCUCAUCGCUCAUCAGAAACUUCACGUUCGUAAGAAAAUGCCAUAGGCGACUGCUCUGCGACAAAAGGGGCCGUCUGCACUGUACGUUUAAAGCGGUAUCAUACCACUUUGAAGACAGCCAUGGCUUCUUGCAAACAAUCCUGAGAAACUGUAGUUUGUUAAGGGUGCUGUGAGUUGCUAAGGGGUGUCCGUUCCCCUCAUAAACCUACAAUUCCCAUAAUUCCCUGGGAAGAGGGAUUGACUGUUAAACCCUUCUGAGAAUUGUAGAAGAUGGGACCACAUUGCUGUGACUGGCAAAUCAUUGAGUCGUAAUUAUCAUAGCUUGGCAUAAGAAAAUGUGCCGUGAUAGGUGAUAACUUUCACUCCUGGAUAGGUUUUCUUUCUUUCUAUUAAAAAUAUCCUCCCACCUUUACUUUUUUAAAAAAUACAACCUCCCCUUUCCUCCCGAUUCAGGAAUUGAUUAUUAAACCACUGUGACUACUGCAGUUCUGUGAGGGAAAUAAGGGUGUUCAUUGUUGCUAGGAAACCCUCAACAGACUACAGCUCCCAGAAUUCUUUGGGGGAAACCAUGACAGUGUAAAAUGGUAUCAUGGUACUUAAAACGCAUGGUGUGAAUAGAAUGCCAACUCCUUUUUUUAAAAAAAUGAGAUUUAUUUAUUUAUUAAAUUUUGUGCCCUGCCCUUCCUCCUUAAGGAUCCCGGCAUGGCAAAAAUCGGAUGUUAAAACAGUACAAUUUAAAAUAAAAAUAUUUUUAAAACUGCCUAGAAACAUUUAGGGCAUCCAGCACCAUAGUUCUUCAAACAGAAUUUUUUAAAUGAUGAAAAUACAAUAAUAAAAUAUAUUAUUUACAUUUUCUCAAAAUUACUCCCCCCCC